AUGACCAGUUUCGUACACAAUAUCGGUCCGGGUAAAAUGGUGCCUGGUAAACGUUUUCCCAUACGACCACAUCCACCGCCCUGUGAUAAUUCAAAUGAUAGUGGUUUUGGUUUCGAUCAACAUCUUGAAGUACAACAACAACAACAGCAGCAGCAACAACAUAGCCACCAGCAUCAACAGCAGCAGCAACAGCAAACCAGUAGCCCCAAUUCAAGUACAAAUUUAUCAUCUUCCUCCAGUUCCCUGCCUCAUCAUCAUCACCAUCAUCAACAGAGUUCAUCGUUACAAAAUAGUCCCACAUCACUGAAUACAACAACAUCGUCCUCAUCAGGCACAAGCCUACAACAUUCACCACAACAACAUUUGAUCAGAGCUAUACCUGCCUCAAGUCUAUUUCAAUUGUAA
This is a messenger RNA of Lucilia cuprina (Australian sheep blowfly), 405 nucleotides long. Its product is annotated as nuclear transcription factor Y subunit gamma. Lineage: Eukaryota; Metazoa; Arthropoda; Insecta; Diptera; Calliphoridae. The transcript is spliced from 3 exons. The record is from RefSeq and is a predicted model, not a curated record. Bases 1 to 405 code for a protein of 134 amino acids.